Molecule: messenger RNA, 743 nt
Organism: Myodes glareolus (Bank vole)
Lineage: Eukaryota; Metazoa; Chordata; Mammalia; Rodentia; Cricetidae
Source: RefSeq, a predicted model, not a curated record
GUGGGGCGCGCCGAGCCGGGAGCUGCGAGCCGAGCCUAGCGCCCGGCUAGGGCCGGGGCUGGAGCGCAGCGGAAAGGGAGUGCGCCCUUCCCAGCCCGAGUCCCUCCGCCGCGGUGCCCCACGCCAUGGAGCCGGAUAACAGCCCACGGAAGAUCCAGUUCACCGUGCCGCUGCUGGAGCCACACCUGGACCCCGAGGCGGCCGAACAGAUUCGGAGGCGCCGCCCCACCCCUGCCACACUUGUGCUGACCAGUGACCAGUCAUCCCCAGAGAUAGAUGAAGACAGGAUUCCCAACACACUUCUCAAGUCCACUUUGUCAAUGUCUCCACGGCAACGGAAGAAGAUGACAAGGACCACACCGACCAUGAAAGAGCUCCAGACAAUGGUUGAGCAUCACCUAGGGCAACAGAAGCAAGGAGAGGAACCUGAGGAAGCUGCUGAGAGCACAGGGACCCAGGAGUCCUGCCCACUUGAGAUCCCAGACACAGACUCAGCGUCAAGGCCGGGUCCUCCUGGGAUAGCACAAAAGCCUGCAGCAUCCACCCCCAAGAUUCAAGAGCAGUGUGGUGUGCAGCCCAGCACAAAGGACCCUUCAGCCCCCUUGGCACCAAUGGAUUCCCAGGGAGCCAGCUUGGUCUGAAAGGAGUUGGCAUCCCGGGAUCACCACUGCAGUAUGGAAACUCAUGGACACUGGAUGUUCCUUAAUCUUGUUUUUAAAACUGAUAAAUGUGGUGUUGGGUCA